AUGAGCACCAAUUCAGACCCCUCUCAGUCCUCCAAGAAGCGAGAAUCUCGGGCUGGAACGCGUAAGGUCACUUCACUCUCUGCCGAACAAUUGGAGCGAAAGCGGGCCAACGACCGAGAGGCUCAAAGAACCAUCCGUCAGCGGACCAAAGAACAUAUCGAGCGUCUCGAGCAUCAGGUGGCAGAGCUGCAAUCCAAAGGAGACCGGUAUGAUGACGUUGUUCGACGGAACGUCGCUCUGGAGAAUGAAAUCAGGUCAUUGAAACAGCAACUGGCAAUGGUGACAAGUGGACAAGGGUAUUCUAACAUCGAAGGCUCAUCCGGCAGCUCCUCAGGGUAUAACAUGCUCCCAUCGUCCCAGUAUGCCGAGUCUUUAGGAGUGAAUCCAGUAUCAAGAGCACCCUCAGUUCUCUCAACGUCCAGUCAAGUAUCCGUCCCGCAUGACUGGCAACAGUACGGUUCAACUCGGUCCCCAUCCAUCUGUGACUCCUCGGACGCAGAUUACUCGAGUCGAGUAGAGCCUUAUAUAUUCGAUGGCCAAAUCCGGACCCGUAGCGCGAUACCAGCUCCAGCAUCGCGUGUUGCAUACAACGCUCCAGUUAGUGGACACCCCCCCGAUCCAGCGUUCCAGUCAUAUUCGCACCUCUACGCACAGGGGAGUUCCCCUCAUGCACAUCCCGACGAAAUCAGCCACAGUCACAAUCACAAUCCGCAACAGGCAAUCCCGUACGCCGCUGGCCAGCGAUCGAUCUCUGUACCGACCGUUCUGGCAGAGAGGGAGACCAGUGGUUAUCCUGUGCUUCAUGCUACGCCUCAGUACCAGCAGCAUCCGAGUACGGAGCAGCAGCCUCCAAGAAACGAGUACAAUUAUAAUUGGGUACAUCGGUCUUGA
Messenger RNA from Aspergillus tanneri, 891 nucleotides. Its product is annotated as bZIP transcription factor. The transcript has 2 exons. Gene Ontology annotation, molecular function: DNA-binding transcription factor activity. The record is from RefSeq and is a predicted model, not a curated record. Gene Ontology annotation, biological process: regulation of DNA-templated transcription. NCBI's taxonomy places the organism in Eukaryota, Fungi, Ascomycota, Eurotiomycetes, Eurotiales, Aspergillaceae. The coding region runs from base 1 to 891 and encodes 296 amino acids.